AUGUUAGCUGAGCCUAAAGUAUGUGUAGGGCCAGCUGGAGUUCCUGUGCCAAAUAACCCUGCACCAACCAAGGAACAGAGCAGUGGCACACGAAAAGCACAAGUUGUGAAAAUUCUGGGAGAAGGAGCGUUUGGCGAAGUCAAACUGGUGGUUGAUCCGCGGAAUCCGAUGUGUUGUGUGGCUUUGAAAUGCAUAGAUUUGAGGAAGUUUCAAAACAAUAGUGAAGCUUCUGAAUCAGCUUACUUACAACGAUUGCUCUCGACUAAGGAAUGCGAUAAUAUGAUUCGUUACAUUGGGAUGCGUGUAGAGACUGAAGGUGGCCUGAAUGAGCUUCAAAUUUAUUUGGAAUAUGCAGACGGUGGAGAGCUUUUCGAUCAA
This is a messenger RNA of Ostertagia ostertagi, 378 nucleotides long. Lineage: Eukaryota; Metazoa; Nematoda; Chromadorea; Rhabditida; Trichostrongylidae. The record is from the annotation of a GenBank genome assembly.